CAAAAUAUGGUUUUACAAAGCCAAAACUUAUCACUGAACGAGGGGGCACCUGGUACCAUCGUCAGUGAACAAAUGGACCACGACUUGUUGGAGAGGGCACCUGGUCCUCUACCCGACAAGCCGGAGGAAAUGGACAUUCCACUUAGCCAAGAGUCGGCUGGGAUGUCUAUCUCCUCGGAACAGGAGAGAGAUCUUCUGGAGCCUGGUCUAACUAAAAAGACUCAAACGAGGGUGAAGCUAUCCGGCGCUGGACGCAAAAGGUUGAAGGCUUUACUUGCCAAGGGCAUCCCGCUGGAAACAGCAAGGUCCUUGGCAGUAAAGCCGGCCACUGCGACUAACGAAGGGCAGGCAACACCAAAAAGAUCCCGAUCGGACAGCUCUACACCAACAUCAAGCUCAAAACCGACAAAGCGGAUUGCACUACAGGGCAAGAAAGUUGAUAAUAAAUCAACAGUGCCUGCAACUGCUUUGCCGAUUUUCAGUAGGAUGAAGGAAGUAGAGACCUCACACGGGGGCAAACCUGGUCCCAGUAAAGAGGUGGCGACGGUAUCUGUGGGGCAGGCUGAACACAGUACUUCUUCCGAAGACCAUUGUUCAAAGCCUACCCUAGCAGAGACUGUUCGCUCUAAGAAGAUCGGUAUACUACCGCACAAUUUCCCAGAGGGCAUUUGGUCCAAUGAGGAAAUUGGCAAGGUGCAGAAAUGCAUCCUCGACAAGAUGUACGAAACUUGUCGAGCUCCUGGGGUGAAGCCUCAUUUCGCCGGUUACAGUCUAAAGCCCGGAUGGUUUACCAUUAACUGUCUGGACGACGAGACUGUAACUUGGUCUAAAGAGACAAUCCCAGCCUUGAAGCCGUGGGAAGGAGCCCAGCUGAAGGUAGUGGACGAGGCAGAAGUGCCAAAGUCUGAAAUCUAUGUUGGCUACUUCCCAGGCUCAGCUUCCUGGCAAAGCGACCGUAUUCUGGGACAAAUUGAGUGCCAAAAUUCGGGCAUGCGUGUCAGGGACUGGCGGGUACUCCACAGGCUCAAUAAGGGCGACAUCGUCGAGAUGGCGAUUGCUCUGGAUCCUAUGUCGUCCGAAAUGGUCGGAAAGCUGGGCAAUAAAGUCUUCUAUGGACUUAGCAGUGCCGUGCUGAGACCAAGACAUAAAGGAAACAGAGCAAAGGAAGUGGUUGAAGAUGAGCGACCAACAACAUCUGCGGCUUGUGCUCAGUCAAGCAACCAGAAGCCGAAAACGGGUCUCAAUUCCGGGGGACCACCCUUGAGAGGGGGCAGAAUCCGUGCCCAGGGCCGAAAACCUUCCGCUCUCUCUGGUCGUCUGAGGAAAUGGGAAAGAAAAGACCCGGAGGCCGCGGAAUUGCUGCGCGGUACGAAGGGCGGCAAGGUCCGCAAGGGCCAGUCUGGGAUAUAAUGUCCCGGACUCCGCCACAUCCGCAAAACUCUUGGAGGCAACUUCAUUGCCUCCAAAUCAACCUCCACCGGGCUAUAGCAGCUUCAUACAGGCUCAGUGCCCUGGUGGAACAACACUGUCUGGAUUUUGUGGCCAUCCAAGAACCAUGGGCCACAAAGGGGCGCAUAAACGGUCUACAGACAAAAACGUAGCUCAUACAGCGUGAUCUGGUGGCGGUACAGGCAGAAGUGCCUAGUACUAGGGGGACGAGAAUAAUAGUUUUUGCAUCUCUGUACCUCCCUGGCGACGCAGAGGAAGCGGUGUCUCUCGAGCUCCAGCAGCUUACAGAAUACUGCCGUAUCCGAAACCUACAGUGGGUAAUGUGCUGCGACGCCAACGCACACCAUACAGUAUGGGGAAGCACAGACAUCAAUACACGAGGUGAGUCACUUUUUGAUUAUAUCACAACUAACAAUUUAAUGGUAGUUAAUA
This is a messenger RNA of Teleopsis dalmanni, 1881 nucleotides long. RefSeq lists its product as uncharacterized. The coding region runs from base 7 to 1410 and encodes 467 amino acids. NCBI's taxonomy places the organism in Eukaryota, Metazoa, Arthropoda, Insecta, Diptera, Diopsidae. The record is from RefSeq and is a predicted model, not a curated record. The transcript is spliced from 2 exons.